This is a messenger RNA of Venustampulla echinocandica, 660 nucleotides long. RefSeq lists its product as uncharacterized. The transcript is spliced from 2 exons. The record is from RefSeq and is a predicted model, not a curated record. NCBI's taxonomy places the organism in Eukaryota, Fungi, Ascomycota, Leotiomycetes, Helotiales, Pleuroascaceae. The coding region runs from base 1 to 660 and encodes 219 amino acids.
AUGGCCUCUUUUGAUAUGAAAACCCUUUCCUCGGGCCCAGAUAUGGGGAGGGCUCACAUUUAUACCUUGAGCGCAUUCCUGCACGAUUUUAAGGCGCUCAUCAAUUUCACCCAUACCUGGACUCCCGAUUUAGACGCAUAUGUCGUUGCUGGGGGGGUUGUGUUCAAGGGACGGAUCGGCGGUGGCCAAUUUCGAUCAUGCAAUGCCCCAGGUAAAGCUGACCUUCCUAGCACCAUUUCUGCAGAUACAACCUCGAAUUUUCAGCAUUCUCCACGAGGAUUCGCUUUCUGGACUUACCAAGCAGACAUCCGGUCCUACGUCUUUGCCAUCCAGGAAUUCGCCCGCGGUCGGGACCUGAUGGGUCAAGUCGGAGCCCUUGGAAUAGCAGCAGCUUUCUUUCCCCAUGCCAGCGGCGCCAGAGACCUUGCAUUUGUGCUGGCUACGGCCUUCCGAUCUGUCACUGUACGGAGGCUGGACAACCUUGCAGGGGCGGGUACGGACACCCUCAACUUGAGGUCCAAGGCCAGUUUAGCUACGACCAUGUGCCUACCCUACAUACAAAUGCCAUCAACAAUAUCAAGAUUUCCGAAGCGAUACUGGAUCGUAGAAAAGCUUGUGAAAACUGAGAAUAUGGCGAUAGCAAAAGAGGAAUCGAGCUAG